AUGACACGACGUCUUCUAGUUCUUGUGUUUAUUACUUUAACAAUCUUAGUUUGUAAGAUAAAUUCUCACGGUCAUUCUCAUGAUCAUGGACAUGGACAUUCUCACGAUCAUGGACAUGACCACGGACACGUACAUGGACAUGGUCAUGCGCACGACGACGAACCAGCUUCAUUUAAAUAUUCUCGAGAAGCAAAUGAAGCCUAUGCUCCACCACAUUAUAAUGAAGGAAGUGAUAGUGACGAUGAUGAUGAUGUUGAAAGAGCUGAACCAUUUUCUGUUAUGACUUGGGCAUUAUUAUCAACACUUGGAAUUAGUAUAGCACCUGUUAUUAUUCUAUUCUUUUUUAAUAUAACUAAUAGUCCAAAAGAUCAAGCAUAUUUAAAAAUUCUUUUAAGUUUUGCAUCAGGUGGUUUAUUAGGUGAUGCAUUUCUUCAUUUAAUACCUCAUGCAAUGUUAGCCUAUGGUGAAAAAGGUGGACAUUCACAUUCACAUUCACAUUCACAUGGUCAUGAUCAUAAUCAUUCAGCUGAUAUUCAAGUUGGUUUAUAUAUUCUUGCAGGAAUAUUUCUUUUUCUUAUUGUUGAAAAAUUUGUUCGACAUGUCAAAGGUCACGGACAUUCUCAUGCACAUGCUCAUGAAAUAGCUGCAACUGUGAUGCCAGAUGAUAAUGAUGAUGAUGAUGAUAAUGGUAAGAAAAAAAAGAAGAAAUCAUCGGAAAAACCCAAAUCAAAAACAGGUUCAGAAGUAAUACCAAAAACUGAUAUGAAAAUAUCUGGUUAUUUAAAUUUAAUCGCAGAUGGUCUUCAUAAUUUUACUGAUGGUUUAGCUAUUGGUUCAACAUAUUUACUUGGACGAAAAGUUGGUUUAAUGACAACAAUGACAAUAUUUUUUCAUGAAAUUCCACAUGAAAUUGGUGAUUAUGCUAUUUUAAUUCAAAACGGAUGUAGUCGAAAAAAAGCAAUAUUAUUACAAUUAACAACUGCAAUUGGAGCUUUACUUGGUUGUUUAAUUGGUCUUUUAUUUCAUUCAGCAGGUGCAGAAGCAUGGGCAACACAAACAUUUCUUCCAAUAACAGCUGGUGGCUUUAUUUAUAUCGCUACUGUUAGUGUUAUACCAGAAUUAUUGGAAACAAAUAGUGGGUUUAAACAAUCAAUUAAAGAAAUGCUUGCACUUAUUUUCGGUGUUUUUAUUAUGGUUCUUGUUGCAAUAUACGAAUAA
This is a messenger RNA of Adineta steineri, 1218 nucleotides long. NCBI's taxonomy places the organism in Eukaryota, Metazoa, Rotifera, Eurotatoria, Adinetida, Adinetidae. The record is from the annotation of a GenBank genome assembly.